Messenger RNA from Colletotrichum scovillei, 739 nucleotides. RefSeq lists its product as uncharacterized. Bases 152 to 463 code for a protein of 103 amino acids. Gene Ontology annotation, biological process: nucleosome assembly. Lineage: Eukaryota; Fungi; Ascomycota; Sordariomycetes; Glomerellales; Glomerellaceae. The record is from RefSeq and is a predicted model, not a curated record. Gene Ontology annotation, molecular function: structural constituent of chromatin; protein heterodimerization activity; DNA binding. The transcript is spliced from 3 exons. Gene Ontology annotation, cellular component: nucleosome.
GCUACCUCUUCUUCCCCCCAUUCCCACUCUUCUCGUUUCCCACACCCAACGUAUCCAUCAACACCAACUUUCAACGUCAUCAACGACACGUCUUUAACCAGACGCGCUUAUCCCAUCCACUUAAGCAUCUACUUCAACAACCUCAUUCACAAUGACUGGACGCGGUAAGGGCGGCAAAGGCCUCGGAAAGGGUGGCGCCAAGCGUCACCGCAAGAUUUUGCGUGACAACAUUCAGGGUAUUACCAAGCCCGCUAUCCGCCGUCUCGCUCGUCGUGGUGGUGUCAAGCGUAUUUCUGCCAUGAUCUACGAGGAGACCCGUGGUGUCCUCAAGUCCUUCCUUGAGGGUGUCAUCCGUGACGCCGUCACCUACACUGAGCACGCCAAGCGCAAGACCGUCACCUCCCUGGACGUUGUCUACGCCCUCAAGCGCCAGGGCCGCACCCUGUACGGUUUCGGUGGUUAAGCGUAUCACUUCGAUGGUUGCUUUGCCUUUUGCGCGACUCGGAUGCCAUGGCGCCGUGGUAUCCAGGCUGCUGAAGGGCGAGCUUUCGUUGUGGAUUCAUUGGUCUUUUCAACGGUAAUGGGGAUAUGGAUACAUCACGUUGAUUUACGGCGUUUGGGAAUCACGAGACUCUGGGAAUGAUAGUGCUCUCAUGGCGUCGAUAGGCAGACGCAUUGUCUGAAAUGGAACACCAACAAAUAUGGUGAUUUGAACACAACGUACACCGUUAUUCUGCCG